AUGUAUGAAGCCAGCAAGCAGCCGGAUCGAAACCGCCAUAGCCCUGACAAGGCCGGUGACCAAAGUCGAGGAAAGGCUAGGGGAGCGACUACUGGCACCAAUUCCAAAGCGACUUCGCAGUCCUUCGAGCCUGCGACUAGUGACAAGGAUCAGCUCGCUGCUACCCCUGCUUCUUUUGGGCCCGUUCUUGCUCAAUACCUCAGUGAUCAGUCGUCCUCGUGCGAUCUGUUCCGCGUGUCUCAUCCCGAGGUCUACAAAGACCUCAACCACCGCGGAGAUGAUCCUCGGCGAGACAUCUCUGACACAGCGAGUCCAACCUACUCAAAGUCUGGCAGUAACCAAAAUGCCUUGUUCUCGCAGGACUGUCUAGACAGAGAAUCGCCUCAAAGCUCACCCCAGGCCUCGCUUCAGCCCGCCUCAGAUAAAUCCCGUUAUGAUGGACACCUAGCCAGCGUAUCUUGUUCACGAACCGGGUUGUAUUCGAGGCGUGAUGUGCUAGAUGGUUUCAGACAGAACAUUGUGUCGAACAGCUAUCCUGCCGGAAGUGGAAUCAAAAAUUCGCCUCCGCCCGGGGAGCUUGGACCUAACAGCCCACUCUAUCUAACACAGUUGGAGUUAUUCAUACUCCGAAACUUUGUGGAACGAGUUGCACGAUGGAUCGAAGCAUUCUCUUUGGAAAAUCCAUAUUCGACGACUGUUCCCAUAUUGGCUCUCGAGUGCCCUGCAGUUUUGUUCUCGUGUCUUGCGAUUUCUGCGAAGCAGUUAGUGUUGACGAGGACAGGCUCCGAGCCGCAGAUAACAGACGACGUCGCUGUCGAAUACUACCAAAAGGCGCUGAAGGCUUUCAGUACUCUUUUGAUGGAACCAGAUUCGGCACACAGUGAUAAAAUUCUGGCGUCCAGCAUCAUGCUCUCGAGCUAUGAGAUGUUUGAGGUAGUCGGAGAAAAUUUUGGUUCGCACCUCCGGGGUAUCGCCUCCCUCCUCCAGCUGUGGCAGGUCAACGGAGAUUCAUCGGGAAUCAAGGGAGUUGUUUAUUGGACAUGGUAUAGGUCAGAUACGUGGGCAGCUCUGCACGCUGGGCGACGCAUGUUUUUGGACGAACACUACUGGGAGCCACGCCCGGUUGACUGUUUCGACGACUUAUCUCAUGAGGAGAUCGCAAACCGUGCCAUGUUCCUCCUUGGACAGUGCAUCAGCUUCUGCAAUGACUAUCAAGAUCGAGAGAAUGCGGAAGCUGCAGAGGAACUCAACACUAGGCAGAGAACGAGGGAUAAACUUCGGCAUGACCUCGAGCAGUGGAAACGGAUGCUUCCGCCUUCAUUCACACGAUUCUUUGUGAGCCAGGUGUUUCAGGAAGAGCACCAGGAGGAAAGUACAUCGUAUCAGCACUCGCGGAACAUAUCAUCCAUAUGCUGUCGGAAUUCAAAUGUUCCAUGCAUGUCAAAUAUUGUUGGCGCUCAGCGGACUCCCAUCUUCGUCUCGGCGUCCGCGUCGGGGUAUCUUUACCUCUACCGCAGAGUCUCUAUCGGUGCGACGGUUGAUCAAUCGCUCGCGUGA
This is a messenger RNA of Fonsecaea multimorphosa CBS 102226, 1557 nucleotides long. RefSeq lists its product as uncharacterized. Lineage: Eukaryota; Fungi; Ascomycota; Eurotiomycetes; Chaetothyriales; Herpotrichiellaceae. Gene Ontology annotation, cellular component: nucleus. Bases 1 to 1557 code for a protein of 518 amino acids. The transcript is spliced from 4 exons. Gene Ontology annotation, biological process: positive regulation of transcription by RNA polymerase II. The record is from RefSeq and is a predicted model, not a curated record. Gene Ontology annotation, molecular function: transcription cis-regulatory region binding; DNA-binding transcription factor activity.